AUGUUGUCAACACCUUUCGACGGACGGUGCGAUUUGUGGAAUGCAGCAAGGGAACCGCGGCAUGAAGUCACUAAGGAUGCCAUUCAGGUUCACUAUGGGCGGGCGAGAGACCUCUGCCGCAGAAGUGGCUUGACGGUCUACGACAUCCUCCACCUCUCGCCCAACUUCUGGCGAUUUCACUUCGAUAUGAUCGCCGCUCGAGAUAUGACUGCAUUCGUGAUCGCGACGAUUCACUUGAACCUCUGUAUCGGAACAAUCGGCCGUUUCGCAGAUGAGCGACCGGAUUUAGCACCCCUCCUCGAAGAUUUGCGACAGUUCAAAGUUUGCGGCGAAUUCAUGUUGACGGAAAUCGAUCACGGCCUUGAUGCGAAAAACCUCGACACGACGGCGACGAUGCUCGACGAUGGGUCUUUCGUGCUGCACACGCCAGCUUUCGGGGCCGCCAAAGCGAUGCCACCAACCGCCCCUCUGGCCGGGAUUCCUCGUAUAGCAGUGGUUUUUGCGCGCCUUCUGGUCGAGGGUGAGAGCCGGGGCGUCAAGCCCUUCAUCGUUCCUAUCAAUGACUCGACCCGAAUGCGCCCCGGGAUCGUGUCGCGGGCCCUGCCGGUCCGGCCCGGCACGAAACCGUUGGACCAUUCCAUCACGACAUUCAACAACGUCGAGCUUCCUGCCGAAGCGCUGCUUGGUUCGUCCGCGAAAGCCGAAGACGAGCGGGCAGAGUUCCUGGACCAGAUCUGGCGUGUUUCCGUGGGGACGUUGUCAUUGUCCAUUAUGGGCGUGUCCGCCUUGAAGGUGGCCGGGUGCAUCGCGGCCAUGUACAGCCAGCGUCGGCAGGUCGGGGUCGGGAAUCACGGGCAAGUGGUGUCUAUCAUGAGCUUCAGCACGCAGCAGCGCCCCAUACUCAAGGCGCUGGCCUUCGGGGAGGUCCUGCAUGCUUAUGGCGAAUGGACCGUCCAGCAAUUCAUGAACCCCGACGCCACCGCCGACGUCCGCAGAGGUCUUGCGACCGCAUUCAAAGCACUGGUUGUGCGUUCAUCUCGAUUGCUCGUCGAGCUUGCCGAACGAUGCGGGUGGCAGGGGUUAUAUGCCCACAACCAGAUUAGCGAGCUGGCGUCUACGUUCCAGGGGAAUUCAGUCGCAGAGGGUGACACGCUGGUCAUCAGCAUCCGCCUGGCGUCGGAGCUUCUAGCACAGAAAUACUGCCUGCCUCAGCCGGGCGAUCGAAGUAGCCCUCUGGCCAUGUACGAGAGGGGAGUAUUCGACGAGAUGGCGGCGAGAAUGGCCGCACUACCUAGCGGUCACCGCAGCAGCGAGUUCAAUGCGGCGGUCCUUCCUUGCUGCCGAGCUAUGGUGGAGGCUAUCGGACAACGCAUGGCCUACGAGGCAGCACUGCAUUCUGGUAAUGUGAUUCCGGAAGUGCUCGAUCUCUUCGAGAAAUGUUGUAUCCAAGAAGACGCUAGCUGGCACAUCGAGCAUGGCAAUUACAGUCGGACACGGAUCUGGACGGCAGAGGAGAGGGCGUUUACUAAUUUGAUGCCUCUGUUGCCGGACCUGGUAAAAAGGACCAAUGCGCAAGACUACAUCACAGCUCCCAUCGUCAAUGGCGAGGCCUUGGAGAAUUUUCUUACGCGGUUGCCUAUCUAUGGCAAUGAGUGGGAGGACACAGGAAAGCCGCCUCGGAAGGCGAAGCUUUAG
Molecule: messenger RNA, 1695 nt
Organism: Colletotrichum costaricense
Lineage: Eukaryota; Fungi; Ascomycota; Sordariomycetes; Glomerellales; Glomerellaceae
Exons: 4
Coding region: 1-1695 (564 amino acids)
Biological process (GO): lipid homeostasis; fatty acid beta-oxidation using acyl-CoA oxidase
Cellular component (GO): peroxisome
Molecular function (GO): FAD binding; fatty acid binding; acyl-CoA oxidase activity
Source: RefSeq, a predicted model, not a curated record